Messenger RNA from Nothobranchius furzeri (turquoise killifish), 1740 nucleotides. The record is from RefSeq and is a predicted model, not a curated record. NCBI's taxonomy places the organism in Eukaryota, Metazoa, Chordata, Actinopteri, Cyprinodontiformes, Nothobranchiidae.
UUCUACAGCCACGCACAAGGAAACGCUCAAUGGGGACUGACUUUGUCCAGCAUUUCAGUGAGACUUCCUCUGAAAGUGAAGAUGAUGAAGAACCAAAGUGGUUUUUGGAGAGGAAAAAAGACCUAGCACCUGAGUUCCUACACAUCCAGAAAUUAGUGAGAAUACUCAAGGCAGGUGAUCAGAUGGCCACUGUGCUUGUUAUUGUUGCCCUGCUGGACUUGGACUGGACAAACGAGACGUUCCAACUGGCCCUCCAGGACACUGGUGGUCUCCAGAUCCUCGUUAACUUGCUGGACACCGGUGAAGAGAGAUGCAUGACUGGGUCUCUAAAACUGCUGAGGGAACUCUGUCAAAGCGUUCAAAUGCGGCAGACUGUUGUAGACUUGGGAGGCCUGCAGCACAUGGUGAUGAUUCUGGACUCAGGUGUACAGCAGCUGAAGGCUUUAGCUGCGGUGGCCAUUGCUAAUGCAGCUCAGUUCCGCAGAGCGAGAAGAACGGUCAGAAAACACAAUGGAAUCAAGAAACUGGUGAGUAUGUACACAAAGUAUCAAGUACGGGUUACUGCAGCAUGCUAGUUCCACUGCAACAGAAGAGACACGAAGGAAAUGGGAAAGUUGAGAGAAACUGAAGUCAGAGAGAAAUCCAGUAAAACUCUAUUUUCCACAGCUGCACCUACUCUAAAUCUUAGGUACAAGGACAUUCUCAUCAACAAAAGCUUACAGUUACAGUGAUCCAAAACAAAUGUUGACAAACUCAUCCACAUACUUGUGUAUGAAAAAAUAACGUGCUUAUUUUACUGUCACUCACAGACACAAAACUACUGAUACAUUUCUCUCAUUCUUCAAAGCAGGAACUCUAAUCCUUUACUGCAAGUUACAAAAUACGGAGUUCCUGCUCUAAUCGUUUUGCUCCAUUUGAAGAAUAACCGAUUCAAACACUUGUAUUAACAUUUUCCUUACCGCAGAUCAAAUGUGUGACUGCUACUGCACAAACCUUCUGAUGUGAGUCAUAGAUGCUGCUUUUCAGUAAUCGGAAGGUUGCAGGUUCAAUCCCGGCUCCGGAUAGAGAAUUCCGCUGUUGUGUCCUUGGGCAAGACACUUAAAUCGCCUUGCCUGCUGGUGGUGGUCGGAGGGACCAGUGGCACCUGUGCUCAGCAGCCUCGCCUCUGUCAGAGUGCCCCAAGGCAGCUGUGGCUACAUCGUAGCUCAUCACCAUCAGUGUGUGAACGUGUGUGAAUGGAUGAAUGAUACACUGUAGGGUAAAGUGCUUUGGAGUCCUCUGACUCUGAAAGGCGCUGUACUACUGUGGGUCAUUUAUCAUAACAUGCAGACCUAGGGAAGUAAAGUAAUCCAGCUGUGUGAGCAGAGCUGAACAAGUCUUCCAUUCUCUAGCCAACCUUUAAGUUGGAUGACCAGUGAACUAACUUUACAUGGCUUAUGCUUUUCUGCCUAGAGGUCGACCCAUAUUGAUUUUUCUACCUGUGCCCAAAGAUGGCAGUCACGGUCAGCUGAUGGCUGAUUUAAUGGCAGAUAUAUGGAUCUUUUUCAUCUAAUCUGGAUGAUAAAUUAUCAUUAAUAACAACAGUGGACCCACAACUAGGGCUGUCGCGGUUGAGGAAUUCCCCCUGCGGUGAUUCAGGGUGGCUUAAUAUUGCGGUGUGCGAUAUUAUUGCAGCCCUUUUUUUUAUUGCAGUACUAUCUAAACAUAAUGUUUACACAUUUAAAAAAGGUUAAAAAUUGC